Molecule: messenger RNA, 2638 nt
Organism: Benincasa hispida (wax gourd)
Lineage: Eukaryota; Viridiplantae; Streptophyta; Magnoliopsida; Cucurbitales; Cucurbitaceae
Product: protein SIEVE ELEMENT OCCLUSION B
Biological process (GO): phloem development
Source: RefSeq, a predicted model, not a curated record
AUGGACGGCAGUAACAAGUUCUCGCUAGCCUCUCGACAUCAAUUGGCCAAGGGUAACAAGUUCUUGUCCGCCAUUUCUGACGACAAUGUGAUGAUGAAACAAAUAAUAGCCACCCAUGAUCCUGAUGAUCGAGAUGUCGACACAAGAUCGCUUCUACGCCUGGUCGAAAACAUUCUGAAACGUGCCACCAUAGCUGCUGCUGAUGCCAUGGGCUCAUAUGAACAACUAGAGAGUUUGGAGGAAACAGGCACCCAUCAAGCGGGCUUCACUACCAUGUUGGAAGCUUUGUCCUACACAAUUGAUAGGAUUUCUAGUGAGAUAUCAUACAAGGCUUUGGAGGGGAUAGACCCACAUGCAACAACAUUGGCAAUCUUUAAUAUGUUGGCAAGCUACCGAUGGGAUGCUAAGCUGGUGCUGACAUUAGCAGCUUUUGCUUUGAACUAUGGGGAAUUCUGGCUUCUUGCCCAGAUUUACUCACAAAACCAACUUGCCAAAGCAAUGGCAAUUUUGAAGCAACUUCCAGGAAUCUUUGAGCACUCAAUUGCAUUAAAGCCUAAGUUUGAUGCGCUAAAAGAUCUUGUGGCAGCUAUACUGGAUGUAACUUGGUGCAUCAUUGACUUGAAGGAACUUCCUUCAGCAUAUAUCUCACAAGAGGUUCCAGCAAUGUCCACAGCAGUAGCCCAUAUCCCAACUGCCGUCUACUGGACCAUCAGGAGUAUUGUUUCUUGUGCAACUCAAAUUACUAGCUUAACUAGCAUGGGAUAUGAGCUAGCUUUAUCAACCAGUACCGACUCGUGGGAACUAUCUACACUCGCGCACAAACUUAAAAACAUACGUGACCAUCUCAAAAAGCAGCUGGUACUCUGCCACCAAUAUAUAGAGGAAAAGAGAGAUAUUGAAUCAUUUCAAAUGCUCAUUAAUCUUUUUGAAAUGACCCAUCUGGAUAACAUGAAGGUUCUCAAGGCUUUGAUUUAUGCUAAAGAUGAUCUGCAGCCUCUAGUUGAUGGCUCUACAGGCCAAAGGGUUAGCCUUGAUGUGCUAAAAAGGAAAAAUGUCCUACUGCUCAUCUCAGACUUGAAUAUCUCCCAUGAUGAGCUUUCAAUUCUUGAUCAGCUUUACAAUGAGUCAAGGGCCCAAGGGAUGCGGGUUGAGAGCCAGUUCGAGGUAGUUUGGAUCCCAAUUGUGGACCAUUCUAUCAAGUGGAAUGAUUCGAUGCAAAAACGGUUUGAGUAUCUCCUGUCAAUAAUGCCAUGGCACAUAGUGCACCAUCCUACAUUGAUCUCCAAGGCAGUUACCAGAUUCAUUGGGGAAGUAUGGCAAUUCAGAAACAGGCCCAUCCUAGUGGUGUUAGACCCUCAAGGUAAAGUUGUAAGCCCGAAUGCAAUCCACAUGAUGUGGAUUUGGGGAAGUCUUGCCUUUCCAUUCACCAGCGUGAAAGAGGAAGUUCUCUGGAGGGAAGAGACCUGGCGACUCGAGCUGCUAGUCGACGGAAUCGACCCUGCAGUUCUGAACUGGAUUAAGGAAGAGAGAUACGUCUUCUUAUAUGGAGGAGACGACAUAGAAUGGAUAAGAAAAUUCACAACCACGGCGAAGACUGUGGCACAAGCAGCACGCAUACCAUUAGAAAUGGUGUACGUAGGAAAAAGCAGCAAAAGAGAACGCGUCAAGAAAAUCAUUACAACAAUCAUAACAGAAAAACUUGGCUAUUGCUGGCAAGAUCUUACCAUGAUUUGGUUCUUCUGGACUCGAAUCGAGAGCAUGCUUUACUCCAAGAUCCAAUUAGGAAAAGCCGACGAUUGUGAUCCUCUGAUGCAAGAAAUCAAAAAGCUCCUCAGCUACGACAAAGAAGGAGGAUGGGCAGUUCUGAGCAAAGGAUCAACCGUGAUCCUGAACGGCCACAGCACCACCGUCUUGCCCACCCUCGGGAGUUUCGAUUCAUGGAAGCAACAGGCCGCCGAUAAGGGUUUCGACAUAGCUUUCAAGAAUCACCACGACGAACUUCAAGGCAUUACUCAUCCUUGUUGCCGCUUCGAAUUUCCACACACCACUGGGAGAAUUCCGGAGAAUUUCAAGUGCCCUGAAUGCGAUCGGCAAAUGGAGAAACUCACCACGUUCCUCUGCUGCCAUGACGAAAAUUCAAAUGAAUGAACCCUAUAAAAAGAAAGCGAUCUUGUCCAUCACGAAACCCAUUGUUGCCGUAAUUUCAUCCUGUGACACGAAUUUGGGCUUCUGAUGAUGAGAAAUGAUUGCCACGGGGAGAUGGGUUUGAAGGAUUAAUGAAUAAUCACUAAUCAUGAAUUUAAAUACUAACAAUAAAGAUUUCUUAAUUUAUUUUAAGAUUAUUAAAUAAUGUAUAGGGCUAAAUAGUAAAUAAUAAUAUGAUUUGGCCCUUAAUAUUUUAAAAUUUUCUGAUUUAUUCUCUCCCCGUUAUAGUACGUUUAGUUAACUUUUUUUUUUUUUUUUUUUUCAAUCUCUAAAUACGAGAGCUAAAUUGUAAAAUCUUAUCACUCAGUAGAAAAAUAGUAUUUAUGAAAAUUGAUUUAUGCCGACCACGAACAUGGAUUUUUGAAAAUUGAUCAUCUAUCCUGAGGCUUUCUCAUAUAUCUCCAUCUUGAUCACCCUCCAGUCAUUUUUCGUC